Molecule: messenger RNA, 1140 nt
Organism: Panicum hallii
Lineage: Eukaryota; Viridiplantae; Streptophyta; Magnoliopsida; Poales; Poaceae
Product: protein FAR1-RELATED SEQUENCE 5-like
Exons: 3
Coding region: 29-838 (269 amino acids)
Source: RefSeq, a predicted model, not a curated record
GGAACAGAUCGAUGUUGGCUUGCCUUCGAUGAGAAGCUUCGUUCCUUCUCACACAAGCCUCAACGGAAGCGAACCAAAUCGGUCAUCUCCGGUCACCGUUCGUCCUCGAAAUCGCACGCCGGAGAUAGGAUUUAGGGCCAACUGCAACUGUUUGUUUGCCAUGGACGCUCCUACGCCAGUUGGUGGUUUCUUGGAACUGCUCAACGCCAUGGGAGACCCCGGCGGCAAGGAGGCCACAUUGGGCAGUUGUAGCAGCAGCCCAACCAUGGCUGCAGUGCCGCAACCCUCUGUUCGUGACCCAUCCCCCCCAUCAGCCGGUCCUUCUAAUAUCAGUGGUCCAUUCUGUACACCAAAAAAACCUCCAAUGGUUCCAUCGUGUUCGACAUUUCUACCUGAUUGUGAUGAUGAGUUGAAGCCAAAAGUUGGAAUGUCAUUCGAUUCUCUAGAUGCAGUGGAAGAAUUUUAUAAGAUAUAUGCUCAUGAAGCUGGUUUUGCGGUUCGUAUAGGAGCUCAAACUAAGGUGCUCGGCAUCAUUGAGAAUAAGAGAUUCUUGUGUACAAGACAAGGCUUCUCAAAGAAAAGUGCUAAAUCAGAUGUUGCUCUAGCUGGAAAUCAGAAGAACUCAAAGAAGCCAAAGAUGCGAUCCGAGACAAGAUGUGGCUGUAAUGCGCAAAUCUAUGUGAAGUUGGGUCCAGAUAAAAGGUACUAUAUUGCUUCGAUGAUUGAGCACCAUAAUCAUGGUUUAGUGUCACCUGAUAAAAUUAUGUUUCUCCGAUCAAACCACACAAUCAGUGAAAGAGUUAAGACUACUUAUUCACAUGCCACAAAGCGAGUAUAGGUACUUCACAGGCAUAUAGACUUUUACAAGUAAGCGAUGGAUUUGAGAACAUUGGAUGCAUGAAGCGGGAUCUUCAAAAUUAUUAUCGGGGACUUAGAGAGAAAAUUAAAAAUGCAGAUGCUGAAAUUUUUGUUGCACAGAUGGAGAGAAAGAAAGAGGCAAAUUCUGCUUUUUUCUAUGAUUUUGUUGUGGAUGAGCAUGGAAAGUUGGUCUACAUUUUUUGGGCUGAUGCUACAAGUAGAAAAAACUAUAAACAUUUUGGUGAUGUAGUGACUUUUGAUGCAACAUAUAGCACAAAUCAG